AGUUUUUAUUCACUUUGAAACGUAAAUAAUGUCGGCGUCGGAGCAAGAACCUAAGAUCAAGUACGGAGAAAACGCACCGAAAUUGGAUAGGGCGCAGCUGCAGUUCAUGAAACUGAUCGAGGAGCAGAACCUGGACCGCGUGCAGAAGCUGAAGCGUGUGCGCCGCAACAAUUUAUUGACUGCCGGCGCCUUGGGACUUUCCGUAUUGGGCAUCUACGGCUACUCCAUAUUCUCGGUGCAGCAGGAGAAAUUCCUGGACGACUUUGAGGAGCCCAAGAAGGUCAACACCAACUAAAAGUCGCCUCCAGUUUUUGUUAAUUAUUUAGUCUUAAGCGUUUUGUUUCAUUUUACACACACACACACAGAUAAACCCUUAAAAUCGUUGCACAACAAUAUGUCACAGGUCACGGCACGCGUGUUGAACAGUGGCAUGCGGCUGCCCCCGCUGCCCACUAUCCGCGAGCUGGUGAAGCUUUACAAGCUGCAGGCCAUGAAGCAGCU
This is a messenger RNA of Drosophila pseudoobscura, 501 nucleotides long. RefSeq names its product Coiled-coil domain containing 56 (gene Ccdc56). Bases 29 to 295 code for a protein of 88 amino acids. Gene Ontology annotation, cellular component: mitochondrial inner membrane. Gene Ontology annotation, biological process: mitochondrial respiratory chain complex IV assembly. The transcript is spliced from 2 exons. The record is from RefSeq and is a predicted model, not a curated record. Lineage: Eukaryota; Metazoa; Arthropoda; Insecta; Diptera; Drosophilidae.